AUGCCUCGCCUCAAGAAAGUUGUUCAUAAACCUGCUCCUUCUGGGCCAAAGUGGUCUGACUGGAUCGUCCCGCCCGCUGUUCACGAGAAAACAUGGAAAUCUUGGACUAUACACGCAGCAGCAGCAGCAGCACGAACUACACCCACCACCAUCAUCACCGCCAGCUUCUCCACCCUCCCUCUCGAGCUGCGCAAUAAAAUCUACUUUUACGCAAUCGACAAGGUACCGCGUCUUACCCUUGUCGGCAGCAUGACAGCGUCAGAAGACGAGACGAGCCACGGCGCCAACGACGAAUUACUACCCGUUGACCCAGGUCUAACCACCUGGUUAUCUUCCCUUGCCACGCACCUUCCUAACCAUUUAAAUCUCAACAAACAAUACCGCGCCGAAGCACUCGCGGAACUGCACCACAGCGGACUCAUGCUCCUCACGCACCUGCGCGCCCCUCGUGCAGUGGAUUUUCUCCGCCUCUUGCCUAACGCGAGUGCGAGUGCGACGGUGUUGCGUAUCGUCGAUGUAACGCUUACAACACGCCUAUCUUGCUCUGCCUCUUCCCCUCCCUCUACUUCCCACUCUACCUCUACCUCGAUUCCAGUCCCUUUCCUUACGAAUCAAACCUACAUCCACGCUCUAUCUGCCCUAUCCCCUUGCCUCGAAUCUCUUACCCUCCCCCUCUCUCCAACCAUCGUGCGCGAUCAAAGCCUCUACGAACCACUCCUCGCGCCCCUCGUGGGUGCUAAUACGGCAUUGACGAGGCUUCGCAUCGAAGCGCUGGGCACGCGUUUGGAGGAUGCGCAGCGUGUGGAGAGGUGGGUUUUGGGGGAGGGGGGAAGAGGGGUAAGAGGAGGAGGGAAAGAUUUACGUGUUGUGAUUGAUUUGGCGCCAGGGAACGAUGCGGUUUGGUAUGAGGAUAGUGAAUUGUGGACCGGGGGAGUGCGAUGGGUGCAUAAUAGUGAUUUCUUUGGCAUUAAGAGCGCCUCCACGUGUUCUAUGCAUUUCCCCGAGAUCCACAUAUUCAUCGGCUCGGAAUCCACUACCGACGUAUAUCCGGCCUUGCGAGCUGCUAAAACCAAAGGAUGGAACGGGACAGCUGAAAACUCCGUCGAUGCCUACUGGAGAGCAACAGAAGCCGGCAUCGAACGCAUUGAAACUGAUAUGCGCCUCUCCAAGGAUUACUUCAUUCCGAUGGCCCACGAUAGCGGCUUAGAUCGUGUGACCGACGUCGGCGAGCAAGCUGGGAAAGAAGCUUAUAACCCUUAUACUGGAAAGGGCUACGAUCCCAAAAACGCUGCCGGUGUACCUGCCAACGAGUGGUGCAUUUACAAGCUGCAAGCAACAUACAAAACACCUGAAGAGUUUGAGGCUCUUGCAUGGGUGCAAGAUGCAUUUAUAAACGGUAUUCAACUUGCCUUCAUUCCCGUCUAUGAUCCAUCUAUUCAAAAAGGAAUGGAUACUCUUGCCUCACUGGAAGCAUUCUCGCAGACCAACUACACUAUCAGCGCCGAAAUCGAACUACGAUCGACAGAUGGCGUACUCCAGGACCUUGUCGAUUACGUCAAGGGCAACCAGUCCACCAACAUUAACGUCAAAACUACAGGUACCUUGUACGCUCCUGGCGACAUUUUUGCCCCAGAAUCCAUAGAUGUCGACAGAGCAAACUAUACUUUCCCUGAUAACGAGCACCGCAACAACUCGGUUUACACAUUCAAAGAUAAUAAAGCCCCGCGUCUGAUGGACAGCCUGCUGGGUAAAGGUGUCUCAGUUGAUGGGCACGACUACCGAUCUGACUUUAACUGGAUCAUGGAGCAAGGUUACAACUGGAUCAUCGCCGAUACACCUGAUCUAUGGGCUAAGAGGCUGUAG
This is a messenger RNA of Bipolaris victoriae FI3, 1863 nucleotides long. RefSeq lists its product as hypothetical. Lineage: Eukaryota; Fungi; Ascomycota; Dothideomycetes; Pleosporales; Pleosporaceae. The record is from RefSeq and is a predicted model, not a curated record. The transcript has 6 exons. Gene Ontology annotation, molecular function: phosphoric diester hydrolase activity. The coding region runs from base 1 to 1863 and encodes 620 amino acids. Gene Ontology annotation, biological process: lipid metabolic process.